Molecule: messenger RNA, 7879 nt
Organism: Calypte anna (Anna's hummingbird)
Lineage: Eukaryota; Metazoa; Chordata; Aves; Apodiformes; Trochilidae
Product: interferon-induced very large GTPase 1-like
Molecular function (GO): GTP binding
Source: RefSeq, a predicted model, not a curated record
UCUGGAGCUGCUGGAGGAGAAGGCAGCCAUGAGUUUGCAAGAGGACAUUCCAGGGAAUCAUGAAAAGGCCCUUCUUGCUAUGGAUCUCCUGGCAGAAGCAUUUGAGAAGGAAGGUCUGGAUGCUGAACACUGGGUCCCCAAAGUGUCCCAGAUGCUGGGAGUCAAAUCCAGAGAAGCCCUGAAACAUCUGGGCUAUGAAGACUACCUGAAGCUGGAGUGUGAAGUACGGUACCCCUGGGAAACCAAGGCACUCCAAAAACUGCUGGCCCUGAGGGACAGAAAAGAAUCUUUUGAGGAGCUGCAGGAGCAGCGCUUGGAGAUGGCGAAGCAGAGACAAGAAGAGGCCAAGCAAGUCCUGAAGGAGCUGAAAGAAAUGCACAGCAGCUGCGGCCACAGCAAGGAAGUCCUCAGGGAGAAAGCAGAGGUUCUGUGGCAAGCCAUGGAGAUCCCCCCAAAAUACUGGGCACCGGCAGGGCAGUCACUGGGGGAGGUGCUGGAGGGCAUCCAGAAGCAGCUGGAGAAGAAGGAGUCAUCCAUAGCCACGGGUGAGAAGAUCUCGGACACGGAGGUGCUGAGCCGGGCCUCGGGGGGCCUGGCCCUGCAGGGCAUCUACAAAACCAGCAGCCUCACGGAGGUGCUGGCAAAGAGAGAGCAGCUCAUCAGGGUUCCCCAGGGGUUCAAGCUGGCUGGUCCAGAGCAAGGGUCGCUGCUCGAGAGCAAGGAGUUCUCCUCCUCUGCAGCAGAAGCCGCUUUCACCAAGUCCAUGGAGCAGCUGGGCUUCAGCAUCAGCGUUUCUGCCAAAGCUGGCUUCUGGGGCUUCACGGCUGAGGCCAGUACAGAUGCCAGCACGUCCUCACAGUCAGAAGAGACCCAGCAGUCCUGCUCUGAGAAGAACUACAUUUGUAGCACCAAGUACCAGUACAUCCCUCUGGCCUCCUGCUACUUCCAGAAGCAUCAGCUUCACCUCUCGGAGCCGGCCCUGCGGGAGCUGCAGGAACUCGAGCGGCUCCUGAGCAUCACUGAGGAAGCAGACAGGCCCGCCAUGCUGAGGAGCAGGUGCACCAGCUUCUUCAGCACCUUCGGCUCCCACGUCAACCAGGGGCCCCUCCACUUCGGGGGGAUAUUCUGGUGGAAAGCUUCCGCGAAAGGGUUCCGAGCCGAGCAGCGGGAGGAGAUGAAGCGACAAACGUCUGAAGCUCUCACCUCCUACGUGGGGGGCAGCUACAGCAGCUUCGUCGGCAGCGCAGGGCUGGACGUGGAGCUCCAGAGAUCCGGCUCGCAGGCGUCUGCUGAGGGGAGAGAGAGGCAGAGCAGCUCCAAGGGGGUUCAGCUCUACGUGACCCACACCGGAGGCCCAGCAGACAGGGAUUCUCUUCCCGAGUGGAAAGCGGGGCUCGUAGCUAACAACACGACCUGGUGUGUCAUCGACCGUGGCUUCCAGCUGCUCCCGGUGUGGGACAUCAUCCUCCUCAACCACAGCAGUGACUUCAAGUCUGCCUAUCAAGUGAGCAGCAGCCUCAGGGCUGCCUACCAAGAGCUGACCCAUUGCAGCCUCGGCGCCGUCUUCGGGGAGGAACUGCUCGGCGCGGUGAAAGAGGCCAGAGCUCUGCUGGAGGAGGUGAAGGCCUGGGAGGUGACGCUGGAUAAAAAGCAACUGCUCACCCUGCUGGAAUUCAAGCAGAGCCUGAGUGAGAAAACCAAAAACCAGAGCGUCUGGAUCGACGUCUGCCUGUCAGACAAAGGGCUGCAGAAGUUCCUGCUCGGCACCGUCCGGCUUUGCCAGGAGUCACCUCCACCAAACCCCAUCUGCAUCAAGGCCCUGCUGAGGUCCCUCCUGGACCCUUAUAUCUAUUCCGUCAAGGACUUCCCCAACUCUUCCUUCGUGAUGCAAUGGAUCUUCCACGCUGAGGACAGCCUUCCCCCAACUCCUAACGUCUCUGAGCUUGGGGAGCUCACCCAGACGCUGCUGCAAAUGAAGCAGCACAUCCAGGAGGUCACCUACGCACCAGAAACCUCGGCAUCUGCCAUUCACGAAGCGAAGAUCAAAGCCACCCUGACUGCCAGCCAGUCUGUCUACUCCUUACUCCGGAGUCUCCAGGAAAGGGCACAGAAAGGCACAGAGCUCUUGGUGCUCUUGGUUACGAGCAGCACGGGGUACCAGGUGGAGAGCGGCGCCUUCCGGAACCUCCUGGGAUACCCAGAAAUUAACUUCAUGGUAACGGAAAUGCAAACGGGACAGGAGGAGUACCAGAACCUGAAGGACCAAGAUGAUUACAGAGCCCAGGCCUUCCUGCUGCUGACGGGUCUGACCCUGACAGCCCAAGAGAAAGAGCUGUCCCCUGAGCAGAAGAACGAGCGGCUCCUCUUCAUGGACCAGCACAUGAAAAGCUCCUGGUGCCCGGAGAUCAAGACUCUCCUGGAAAAGCACCGUGGGCUGCAAGACUGGGAGAUGCUGGGAAGUGACUUGAAUUCCUUCAUCAGCGGGCACGUGGAGAAGACGUGUGAGGAUCUGAAGAGACAAAGCAUAAUCAAGGACAUGGAAGAGACUUUCCGAGCCAGGGAGCCUUCGGGUCCGCCCAAAGCCAAGUCAGGGGCCAGCGACUCCAAAGCCAACGAAGCCGUCGCAAACCAAGAGUUCCUCCGCUUGCUCAAGCGCCUCGGCCUAGAAGGUGCCUACCCAAGGAAAAUGGGGACAGAAGCUUUCCACAUCAUCUGCAGCACAUCUUUACGUGACGGCCAGCCCAGCAGGGACCACGAGCUGCCCCUUUUCUUCCUGCAGAAGCUUUUAACCGUGGAUUACCGGGUGAGGUACCUGACGUGCAAGGACGAGAGCGACCCGGGACGCGCGCCCGUGCCGACCCCCAAGCAGGAGCGCCGAUUCUCGGGUGACUUUGAGGAGCUUUUCAAUGAUCUGGAGGAGGAGGCCCCCGACUCUGCCAGCGGGGAGAGUCACGUGCACCCCAUGGACAUCCAGAUGGCCCUUUUCCAUUGCGCGGACGAUUUCAUGAGGCCGUACAUGACGAUGAAGCUCGCGUUCUGCCAGUUCGCUCUGCCCCUCCUGGUACCCAACCCCUGCACCUCCCAGAUCGAAUUUCCCCUCUGGUCCCUCAGCCAGAUUAAGAAGAGCUGGAAAGGGGCCGAGAAGUCGGCAAAGGGGGCCCAAACCAAGAGUUACAACAACAAACUCAUUUGCCAGGCAGAGACGCCCAUCGUGUCCUUCACACGCAUCGGCAGCUCUCCCAGCUCUUCCAAGUCUCAGAUCCUCAACGCUCUCCUGAGCAAACAGAAGCACGACACUUUUUUCCACCGACAUUGCAAGAGCAGCACCAGAGACUGCUUGCUGAUGAAAGGGCUGGUGGAGAUCUCCUGGUACUGUCCCCGGGGCAGCGACGACGACAGCUUUGACCGCUGCGUCGCCUUCUGUAACCUGCGCGGAGACGCCAGGGAGCACGAGAAGCAGAUGCGCUUCCUACGGGAGAUCUCGGCGGUGAACGUGGUUUUCCUGUCCGAGUCCAGCCAGAGCGACCCGAAAGGGAAGAAAAUUCUAGAGGAGCUGUGGCAGUCGCAGAGGCCUUUGGUUUGUCUUUUCACGGAGAAAGAGAAGGUGGCAGCUGGCAGAUCCAGCCAAAUCCUCAGGAUCGCUGUCAAGAACAGGAACGAAGCGGAAUUAAUGGCUGAGCUGACAAAAACCAUCAGGGAUCUCCUGGAAGGCUCCAGCACCGUUCUCAGCCUCGACGCUUGCACGGAGAAAGCUCGCGAGCACGGCUUCUUGGUCGACGAAGACACGGAGGCUUGUGUGACAGCUAAAGAGGAGGCAAAGGCGCUGGUGGAGCUGCUCAAGAGAGAGAAGUUGGCUGAGAUCAAGUCCCACCUGCUGCCGCUUCAAGGCAAACUCUGGUACAAGUGGUGCAAAAAGGACAAAGAACUCACUCGGCUGCAGGAAAAGAGGAACAGGAGCAUCGAGCAUCACCGGAGCCAAAUUGAAGCUCAGAAGUUGGCAAUAAGGAGACAGCAACGAGAGAAAGCCUUCCCCCUCAACCCCCUGAUGAGAUCCAUCCUCAGCUUUCUCCAGUCCCAGCCAGCAGACACCAAGAAAUACUUCCUGCAGUGGAUGAAGGUCUUCACAGACGACCUGUCCUCCGAUCGCCUCGACCAGCUGAAGAGACAGUAUCACCAGCUCUGGUCUGAGAUCCUGGCAAUGAAGAAAAGCGGUGAAAAGAGCAGCCUGAAGGACCUGUUGGUGAGCGAGCUGGAUCAGCUCUCGGAGGAAAUCAACAACUCCUCCAUCGGCCUGGAGCACAUUUUGAGAGAGGUCGGGCAGAUUUAUGAAGCUGUGGAAUCCAUGGACUCCGAGAGUAAAUGUGUUGUCAAACUCCCCGAAAUCGCAGCUGAUCUGAUGCUCUCAGGGUACCCCGUGGAGCUGAUGGACGGGGACGCUUCCUACGUGCCUCUGCGAUGGGUGGGAGCCAUCUUUGAGAGAUUAAUUGAGAAGCUGGGGGACAAACGAGUCUUUGUUCUUUCUGUGCUGGGCAUCCAGAGCACGGGGAAGUCAACCCUGCUGAACGCCAUGUUUGGUCUGCAGUUUAACGUCAGCGCGGGGAGAUGCACCCGGGGAGCCUUCAUGCAGCUGAUCAGGCUGGAGGAGAAACUGCAGCGGGAUCUGGACUUUGACUACAUGCUGGUGGUCGACACGGAGGGACUUCGGGCCAUCGAGAUGGCCAAUAAACAGUCCUUUCACCACGACAACGAGCUGGCCACCUUUGUCAUCGGCAUCGGCAACGUGACCCUGAUCAACAUCUUUGGAGAGAACCCUUCCGAAAUGCAGGACGUCCUGCAGAUUGCUGUGCAGGCUUUUCUGAGGAUGAGGCAAGUGAACCUCUCUCCGAGCUGCCUCUUUGUGCACCAGAACGUGGGAGAAAUCACCGCCAAGGAGCAGAACAUGGAAGGACGAAGACGUCUGCAGCAAAAGCUGGAUGAAAUGACUGUGAUAGCUGCCCAGCAGGAGUUCUGUGACGUCCGCAGCUUCAGCGAGGUCAUCCGCUUCGAUGUCAACACCCACGUUCACUACUUUGCUCACCUCUGGGAAGGAAACCCCCCAAUGGCACCACCCAACCCCACCUACAGCCAGAACGUCCAGGAACUGAAGAGCAAAAUCCUCCAAGCUGCCAAGAAGGAGUCGCAGGGCAGCGUCUUGAGGCUCUCCGGCUUGAAAGUCCGAAUCAGCGACCUCUGGAAUGCUCUGCGGAACGAGAACUUCAUCUUCAGCUUCAAGAACUCCCUGGAGAUUGCCGCAUACAAUAACCUGGAGGCCGCCUUCAGUCACUGGAGCUGGCAGCUGAGGAGUCACAUCUUGGACUUGCAAAUGAAGCUGACCAAUAAGAUUCAGAACGGGGAGUUGCAGAAGGUCACCUUAGGCGACCUUGAGCAGCUGGUGCGGGGGAAAAGCGAUGCCAUCGACAAGGACAUGGAAAAGUAUUUCAGUGAAGACAAGGACCAUGAGAUCCUGAUCCAGUGGAGAAAAAGCAUGGAGCUGAAGCUGAAAGAACUGAAAGCCUCUCUUCUUUCUGAAACCCGAAAGAAGUGUGAGAAUCUCAUUGAGCUGAGGAAGAACCAGUGUAAACUGGAUGAAAGGAAGUCCAAAUACGAAGACGAGCUCCUGAAAAGGAGCAGGCAGUUGGCUCUGCAGCUGAAAGGCCAGAGCCUAAGUGAAAAACAGCUGAGAGACAACUUUCUUUCCCUCUGGGCACUCUGGAUUACUGAAGUCUCCUCCACUGCCUCCCCUCUGGAAAAGGUGGAUAUCGAUGUGGAAAUAGAAGAUGUCCUUCUGGAGCACUUUAAGGAGCCCAACUUCCUCGAGCGGAUCCGGGAAUUCCCCCGCCACAAAGCGUUUGCUGUUGACUUGGAGAGACACAUUGCUGUGAAAAAGCCCAACUCCAUGCUUGAGAGAGGUUGGAGGAGUUUAAAGAAAUCAGUGGGCUACAAUGAUCUGGAUGCUGCAGAGGGAAACACAAUCACCAGCAUCACCCAGAGCGUCAUAGAGCGUGUGAAGGCAAACAUUGAUAGGAAGGAAAAGGAGAAAAGGGAUUUCAGUAGGAGUUUCAUUCAUGAAAUACUAAAUGAGGUCAAGACGGGCAUGAGCUCUGUCCCGAGCACUGCAAGAUACACUUUUAACAAAGAUUACAAGAUCGAUUUAUCUCUGUUCCUGUGCAGCAUGGCAGCAGGAAGGUUUAAAGACAUGCACGCGGCGUUCGAGAGAGCAAACAAUCCAACUGUCUACCUGGAGAGCAAGAGAGAAGAUUUCUUUAGGUGCUUCCAGAUUUCCUGCCAAGGAGCCACUUCUGUUACAACUUUUUCUGUUUUCCUGUGUGAGAAGAUUGCCCCAGCUCUUCGCCGGGCGGUCUACAACAAGACAGCUCUUAAGAUAGCUGAGGUCAUGCAAGACGACGUCUCAGAUUUCAAGAGCAACAGACGCUCUCUGGAAGUUCACAUCCUGAAGUACCUGGCAAAACAACAAAACUUUUCCUUGUACAAGGAGUACAUUUCUUUCCCAGAAUCCUUUACGAAGAAUUACAUCCAUCGACGGGUUCAGGAGUACUGCUUUGGUGAGAACCAGAGGCUGAAGCAGCUUCUGGAGAAGUCUCUCUCUUUCUAUUGUGACUGCCUCCACACAGCUGUCUUUACAUCAACAGACAUUGUCCGAGACAGAACAGACAGGGCUGACAAAAUCUCUCUGUGGCUGGAUCAGUUCUGCAGCAAGCUGGGAGAGGUGCUAAAUUUGCCCAGAAGUGACCUGAAGGCCAUUGAGCAUCAGGAGGUAACAGACAUGGAGUUCCUGAACAACACCAUGACACAGGCACUGGAUGACCUGAGGAACGAGAUCAAGAAAGGGUUUGCAAGUGCUAAUCUGAGCUCAUUUGAAAACCAGCCUCACACCAUCCUGGCUACACACUUCUCAGGGUGCUGGGAGAAGUGUCCCUUCUGUGGGGCUGUUUGCACAAACAACAUGAGGAACCACGAUGGAGACCAUCAGGUCAUCUACCAUCGCCCGGAGGCUUUGGUGGGAGGGUGGUGGUACCAAACUGAAAACCUGGUCAUUGAUAUUUGUUCUAGUUCAGUUGCAAGCGAUUGCCGGUUCCUGCAUCAUGAAAAGGGAUGGAUCCCCUACAAGAAAUACCGGGAUGCAGGGCCUCCUUAUUCCUCUUGGAACAUUCCUCCUGAUCCAUCCAUGCAAGCCUACUGGAAAUGGUUUGUGUCUCAUUUCAGGACGGAUCUGGAGCAAUGGUACAAGAAGAAAUUUCGUGGCAGAGGAGAAAUCCCCCUCGAAUGGACCAGAAUUCAGAAGGAGGAAGCGCUCAGGGAACUGGAGAAGCAAUAGGGAGAUGAAGGCAGAACUGCAGCUGCUUUGCAUGGCACAAAGAUGUAAUACAAGCCUAUCCACCCAAAAUCUCCUGAUCCUUGGAGCUGGAGCCACCUGAGCAGAGCAAUACCCAAGUGCUGGCAGAGCUGGGUGAGGUGUGCUGCUCCUGCCAUGGCUCAGGAACCCCUCCGCUUCUCCAGGAAUCCUCUUCCUUCCUCACCACAAACCCUGACAUCUGCUUUGCCUCACAGCAACUGCUUUGGCUUGGCUGUUGACCAAAAGCCUUUGUGUGAGCACCGGGGAGAACCUCUGCAGCCUCCUCAGCAGCAUCUGUGCCACCCAGAGGGCCUGCAGGACACGGAGCCGUGGUCUGGAGGACAUGGAACCGGCUGGGAUGGCACCAGGGAGGUGCUCAGGUCCUGCACAGCUCCUGCAGCUCUGCUGGGAGGCCAAGGGGAGUGGGCUGCAGGGGUGCUGCAGAACCAUUGCUUGUCAGCUUUGCUUAAUAAAGAGAUGGAGCUG